Messenger RNA from Gossypium arboreum, 4284 nucleotides. RefSeq names its product probable polygalacturonase At1g80170. Gene Ontology annotation, biological process: carbohydrate metabolic process. The transcript has 9 exons. The record is from RefSeq and is a predicted model, not a curated record. The coding region runs from base 2643 to 4028 and encodes 461 amino acids. NCBI's taxonomy places the organism in Eukaryota, Viridiplantae, Streptophyta, Magnoliopsida, Malvales, Malvaceae. Gene Ontology annotation, molecular function: polygalacturonase activity.
UUGCACGAUCGAUGAGGCUAAGUGGAUUUUUGUCGUUGAUACGUACGUUGCCAAUCUUGGCACAAUCGAAUUACAGGGCCUUUACAUCAUACUGUAAUAUAAACCCUGAUCUGGGUGUUUACUACAAAAACAAAACAAUUAAUGAAUUAAUCAGAUCCAGGCGUCUCGACGAUGCCCAGAACCUUUUCGAUCAAAUGUCUAUAAGAGGUAGCAUUACAUAUAAUUUGCUAAUUACUGGGCACGGUCGAUAUGGGAAUCCAAAGCAAGCACUGUAUAUUUAUAAGGAAAUGGUUUCACAGGAAAUCCAAGAAACUGGUCCUACAUUUUCGUCUGUGAUUACUGUUUGUGCGAAUGAGGGGUUUUAUAGAGAAGGUAUUCAAGUUCAUUGCAGGGUGAUUUCACUUGGGUUUGGAUUGAAUUUGUUUAUUGGGAGCUCACUUGUUAACCUAUAUCUUCAUAUGGGACUUGUUGAUGUCGCUUGGAAGUUGUUCGAUCAAUUGCCUGAACGGAAUUUAGCCGUAUGGAAUUUGCUGUUAAACGGGUUUUUGGAGCUUGGUAAAAUAGAGGAAUUAUUUGGGUUGCACGACCAAAUGAAAUGGGAGGGUGUCAAUCCAAAUGGACUUAGUUUUUGUUAUUUAAUUCGUGCUUGCUGUAAUGCGAGGUUUCUGGACGAAGGAAUGCAGCUGCAUUGUCAUGUGAUUAAAGCUGGAUGGGUGGAAUGCAAUGUUUUUGUUGCCAAUGCUUUGGUGGACUUUUAUUCUGCUUGUGGGAAUUUCAUUGAUGCUAGGAAAGCGUUUUUGUUAAUUCCUGUUGAAGAUGUGAUAUCAUGGAAUUCCAUCAUUUCUGUAUAUGCGGAGAAUGAUUUGUUGUAUGAUGCUAUUGAAUUACUUAGUAGGAUGCAUUUCUGGGAUAAAAAACCUUCAAUUCGUUCCAUUGUGGGGCUCUUGAAUUUAUCCAGUAGAAGAGAGGAUAUUCUGUUAGGGAGGCAAAUUCACUGUUUUAUAACAAAAGUAGGGUUUGAUUUAGGGAGUGUUCAUAUUCAGUCAGCGUUAAUUGAUAUGUAUGGAAAAUGUGGUGAAAUUGAAAGCUCUCUGUCUGUAUAUGAGAGGGCAUGUAAGAGAACUUUGGAGUGUUGUAACUCAUUAAUAACCUCCUUUUUGCACUGUGGUAUCACUGGUGACGUGUUUGAGAUUUUUGUUUUGAUGAUUGAUGAAGGAAUUAGGAUUGAUGAGGUUACUCUUUCUACGACACUAAAAGCAUUAUCACUGUCUACUUGGGCUAGUUUGGACAGCUGCAGACUGUUGCACUGCUGUGCUAUAAAAUCCGGUUAUGAAUCUGAUGUCGCAGUUUCAUGUUCUCUUAUUGAUUUGUAUUCAGGAUGUGGGCAUUUUGAGCUCUCCCGCAAGGUUUUUGAAACCCUUCCUCUACCAAACAUCUUCUGCUUUGCAUCUAUAAUCAAUGGAUAUGCCCGAAAUGGUAUGGGCAAUGAAAGUGUCAGCCUGUUGGAAGCAAUGAUCCACAAAGGCCUAGUACCUGAUAAGGUGACAUUCUUAUGUGUUCUAAAUGGUUGCAACCAAGCAGGAUUACUUGAAGAAGGAAAGUUUGUGUUUAACUUGAUGAAAUCUUAUGGCAUUUGCCCAGAACGACAACAUUUUUCGUGUAUGGUAGAUCUUUUAGGCCGUGCAGGUCUAGUGUAUGAAGCUGAGGAGUUGCUGCAACAGUCACCAGGAGGGGGUGAUUCUGUAAUGUGGAGCUCAUUGCUGCGAAGUUGUAGGGUCCACAAGAAUGAAAUAGUGGGUAAAAGAGCAGCAAAAGUCUUGAUGGAGCUUGGUCAGGAUAGUUUUGCCAUUUAUUUGCAAGUGUCAAAUUUUUAUUCUGAAGUUGGGGAAUUUAAAGCCUCAUUACAAAUCAGAGAACUUGCCAUGGCUAGAAAGGUGAUGAGGGAGAUUGGUCACAGUUCAAUUGAGGUGAAGACUUACAGUUAACAUACUUUUCUUAUACUGCUAAAAUUUACCUCGCAUUGUCAUCCAGCUGAGAACUUUGGAACAACGCUUGCUAGUCUGUUCCAGCAUUAUUUCCAUGAAAGUAAAACCUGUUUGUGAAAUCUUCAUCUUCUACUUAAAUCUUCUAAAGAUCUGUUGCUUUAGCUUGAAGCCUUGGCUUGUAACUGGAAAAGGACCCCUUUCCCUCCGGAUUCGCUAAUUCAAGUUUCUUUUUAAGGUACUGAUUGCCCCACAGAAUAUCCAUGCAUGCAUGCAUGGUGUUUUUUUUUUUUUUUUUCAUUUCUCAAUUUAUAAAAUAUGGUUCACUAAAUAAUAUAAAAUAAUACACUUUGUUGAUUCAUUUAUCCACUUCCCUGAGAAAUAUAGUGAGAGGGAUUUUACAUAAUCCAUUAACAUUUUGAUUGGUGAAAUGUUGCCUACUGGUUGAAGAGUAAAGCAAACAAUUAAAAAUAAAUUUACCCUUGUACUUCAAGUGUGGGCAUGUAGAAAAUGUAGCACCUUCAUCUACUUUUAAGCCAAGCCAUAUAGCCCACAAAGCUGCUCUUUUCCAAAACUAAUCUGCAUAUAUAAAUUAAACCAGUGCCUUAUUGGAUUUAUGCAACUCAAUCAAUCUUCCAAAUAGACAAAAAAGAACAAAUCAUGGAUAAAUUAUUCCUAGUUUCCUUCCUCGGUUUGCUGAUCACACAUGCAGUUGGCGGAAACAUGUUAUACGACAAAUUCAACAUACUUGGAGAGCUUGAAGACCUCGACAUAGCUGAAGAAGAUAUGGAACUCUUUGAGGGCCCAUCUUGGAUAAGUGAACGCGGUGGCAAGGUUCUUGUAAAUGUGGAUAGCUUUGGUGCGGUUGGGGAUGGAGUUUCUGAUGACACUGAGGCAUUUAGAAAAGCAUGGAACACAUCGUGCUCUACUUCAAAAUCAGUUCUCUUGGUUCCUCCUGGACGCCGAUAUUUAGUUAAUGCUACGAGGUUUAAGGGGCCAUGUGAAGAGAGGUUGGUUGUUCAGAUUGAUGGAACAAUAGUAGCACCGGAUGAACCUAAUGACUGGGACGCAAAUCUUCCACGAAACUGGCUUGUUUUUUCUAAGCUGGAGGGAGUAGUUUUCCAAGGAAAUGGAGUUAUUGAUGGCUCUGGCAGCAAAUGGUGGGCAUCUUCUUGCAAAAAGAACAAGUCAAAUCCGUGCAGAGGGGCACCAACAGCACUGACUAUUGAUUCAAGCUCAUCUAUUAAGGUAAAGGGUCUUACCAUUCAGAACAGCCAACAGAUGAAUUUCGUCAUUUCCAGGUGUGAAUCUGUUCGAGUAUCUGAAGUUCAAGUCUCCUGCCCAGGAGACAGUCCGAACACUGAUGGGAUCCACAUCACUGGGUCAACUAACGUCGUUCUUCAAGACAGCAAAAUAGGGACAGGAGAUGAUUGCAUCUCAAUUGUUAAUGCUUCAUCUGGUAUCAAGAUGAAGAGAAUAUAUUGUGGACCAGGACAUGGAGUAAGCAUUGGGAGCCUUGGGAAGGAUAACUCAACUGCCGUUGUCACAAAGGUGGUCUUGGAUACAGCACUCCUCAGGGAGACUACAAAUGGUGUCAGGAUUAAAACUUGGCAGGGUGGUUCCGGUUAUGUCCGUGGGGUGCGUUUUGAAAAUGUAAGGAUGGAAGAUGUUGCCAACCCCAUCAUUAUCGAUCAGUUCUACUGUGAUUCGCCGAAAACCUGCCAAAACCAGACAUCAGCGGUGCAAAUAAGCCAGAUUAUGUACAGAAACAUUAGCGGGACAACAAAAAGCAAGGAAGCAAUGAAGUUCGCCUGCAGUGAUACGACUCCCUGUAGCAAUAUAGUCCUCAGCAAUAUAAACUUAGAGAAGAAGGAUGGCACCGCAGAGACCUACUGCAACUCUGCUCAAGGCUUUGGCUACGGGAUCGUUCAUCCGUCAGCGGACUGUCUAAGUUCCAAUGACAAAGGCUAUAUUCUCAUUGAUCAUAAAGAAAAUUCUGAGCUUGCUGAACCGAGCAGAGAUCAUAUUGUUCACACCGAACUCUAAGCAACCCGUAAGGCAUAUCAAUAACACUGUUAUAGUAUAUCACUAUACAAGUAACUUAAAUAGAGCAGCAAGAGGCCCGAUAGAAGGUUUGAGGCACAUGUUAAAAUUUUUAUGGGAAAUUGCGGAUGUAAUUGAUGUUGUGCUCAAAUUGCAUUGAAAUUAAUCCACACAUUAGCAAGGAUAUGUAAAAUGCGGCUUGUAUACAUUGCAGAAGAAACUCAAUUUAAUAAAAUUAUGUACUGAAGUUUUAGUUUUA